Molecule: messenger RNA, 1584 nt
Organism: Pan troglodytes (chimpanzee)
Lineage: Eukaryota; Metazoa; Chordata; Mammalia; Primates; Hominidae
Product: chitobiosyldiphosphodolichol beta-mannosyltransferase-like
Exons: 4
Coding region: 1-414 (137 amino acids)
Cellular component (GO): endoplasmic reticulum
Molecular function (GO): mannosyltransferase activity
Source: RefSeq, a predicted model, not a curated record
AUGGCAGUAUCUGCUCUUCUCUGUGAAGGCAAAGGGCCUGUGACGGAGUAUUACAGCCGCCUCAUCCACCAGAAGCAUUUCCAGCACAUCCAGGGUCGGUGGACCUGUGUCUGUCUGCACACGUUCUCCAGUGGCCUGGACCUGCCCAUGAAGGUGGUGGACAUUUUCGGGUGCUGUUUGCCUGUGUGUGCCGUGAACUUCAAGUGUUUACAUGAGCUGGUGAAACAUGAAGAAAAUGGCCUGGUCUUUGAGGACUCAGAGGAACUGGCAGCUCAGCUGCAGAUGCUUUUCUCAAACUUUCCUGAUCCUGCAGGCAAGCUAAACCAGUUCCAGAAGAACCUGCGGGAAUCGCAGCAGCUCCGAUGGGAUGAGAGCUGGGUGCAGACUGUGCUCCCUUUGGUUAUGGACACAUAACUCCUGGGCCAGAGGCUAAAACCCCGGUACCCCUGCUGUCCUUCCCACAGCUUCUUCUCGGAGUCUCAGGGCAAACCCUUUCGAGCAGCGCCUCCCAGUGGCCAGAAGGUGAAAUGACGGCAGUGGUGCCGCCUGGUGAAUGAAUUGGUUCUGUGACCCGGGAAGCUGUCCUUGGUUCUGAUUUCUUUUCUGGAGGCUCGGAAACACUUCCUCUCUUCUUCUGAUCUUCAUGCCCCAUGCCCCUGCUAGCGUAUUACUGUUCUGUGACUUCUCUGUGACCUCUGCGUACUCCUCAUCCUGCGUUUGGUCUCCUGGUGUCAUCUUCCUGCCGUGUUCCUAACAUUUUGAUUCCUGUCUUGAAAAAAAGCACCUGCUGCACCGUAAGCCCAGGGAUGUGGCAGCUGCAGCGGGCUUGGCUUUGUGAAGAACCGAGUGUGUCCACGGAUGUGGCAGCUGCAGCGGGCUUGGCUUUGUGAGGAACCGAGUGUGUCCAGGGAUAUGGCAGCUGCAGCGGGCUUGGCUUUGUGGGGAACCGAGUGUGUCCACGUUGGGGGAACAUCAUACUUGAUACACACGUUUUUAUUUGCACAAAGAAAAUGCUAUUUUUGGAGCCAGAGUUUUCAUGUCUGAUUGAUGGCGAUUUUCUUAAGAACCAGAACUACUGGCAGAAAGGGAGCACCCACACGCUUAGAUAGCCGAUGUCUUAUUAGAGGGCAGUUUGUGGUUCCUGAUUUGGAAAUUAACAUUCUCCAAACAUUCCAGUCCAAUGAAAGUUUUAUCCGCUUUCCCAUAUAAAAACUCUUCCCACGAGAGUGACUUGAUUCUCACAAUCCAGUUGGCGUCGUGUGUGAAUCCUUCAGUGUGAGGUUCAGCAUUGCCAUCUCCAAGUGCUCUUCGUAGGGAAACAGUUUCUGGUCAUGACGAGGUUCCACUUCCCAUCUGAUCCUGGCCCGGCCUGGAAACAGAGAACAUGUGUUUCAGGAUGGCAGUGUUUGGGGACAGGACAUGAGCGUAUUGUGUGGGGCUGCUAGGACAGGCCUGGCGGGGUCGGGGGGUGUCCAAGUCAGUUUACUUGGUUCACAGGUUCCCAGGCCCACCCAGGUGCCUAGAAUUGGCCUCCAGGAUGGGACCAGAAAUCUGGUUUUGCAUAGAAAUGGCUAGCAGCAGGCA